Molecule: messenger RNA, 1993 nt
Organism: Myxocyprinus asiaticus (Chinese sucker)
Lineage: Eukaryota; Metazoa; Chordata; Actinopteri; Cypriniformes; Catostomidae
Gene: hmbsa
Product: hydroxymethylbilane synthase a
Exons: 14
Coding region: 185-1261 (358 amino acids)
Biological process (GO): heme biosynthetic process
Cellular component (GO): cytoplasm
Molecular function (GO): hydroxymethylbilane synthase activity
Source: RefSeq, a predicted model, not a curated record
CGGAAGUAUCGUUCCCGUCUAGGUCACACCAUAGAAAUCGGGUCACACGCGGAGUUGUAGUAGCAGUUAAGCAUUUUUGGAGUCAGUCACUCAACCAAAAGUGCUGCGUAAAUGAGUGAAAUUUCUUUAAGAUACAAAUCGGGAAACUUUCUACACUGCAGACCGCUCCAUCUCUUCAGUGGAAAUGUCUGCGAACGUUAGUAUAUCUCAAGAAGGAAAUGGCAAAGUCUGUCGAGUCAUUCGCAUGGGGACAAGGAAGAGCCAGCUGGCACGCAUCCAAACAGACAGUGUGGCCAGCAGACUGAAAGAGCUUUAUCCAGAUGUUCAUCUAGAGAUAGUUGCAAUGUCGACAAUAGGGGACAAAAUCCUGGACACUGCAUUAUCAAAGAUUGGCGAAAAGAGCCUCUUCACCAAAGAGCUGGAGAAUGCCCUUGAGAGAAAUGAAGUGGAUAUCGUGGUACACUCACUUAAGGAUUUACCUACCUCAUUGCCGCCUGGAUUUACUAUUGGAGCCAUUCUUGAACGUGAAAAUCCCCAUGAUGCAGUUGUACUUCAUCCAAAGAAUGCUGGACUUACCCUGGACAGCCUUCCUGAGAAAGGUGUGAUUGGCACAAGUUCACUUCGCAGAGCAGCUCAGCUGAAGAAAAGAUUCCCUCAACUGGAGUUUGAAAAUAUUAGAGGGAAUCUAAACACUCGCCUAAAGAAGCUGGAUGAAAAAGACGACUAUGAUGCCAUUAUUCUGGCGGCAGCAGGCCUCAAACGUAUGGGCUGGGAAAGCCGAAUCAGUCAGAUUCUGGGCCCUGAAGAUUGCAUGUAUGCAGUUGGUCAGGGAGCACUGGCAGUGGAAGUCAGAGCACAAGACAAGGACAUUCUGGAAAUGGUGUCUGUCCUGCACCAUACAGACACAGUGCUAAGAUGCAUCUCAGAGAGAGCUUUCCUUAAGCAGUUGGAAGGGGGUUGCAGUGUGCCUGUUGCUGUUCAUACCGAAGUGAAGGGGUCCAUGUUGUAUUUAACCGGGGCAGUUUAUAGUUUGGAUGGAGCUGACUGCUUAAAGGAUACUAUGCAGACGUCUGUGGAAAUAGACAACAAAGUGAAUGAGAGUGCACAGGAGUGUGUACACGUUGGAGUCACUGCCAACAGUAUAUCAUCAUCAGCCCUCGACGCUGCUGAGAAUCUUGGGAGUGAUCUGGCUAAUCUACUCCUAAAUAAGGGGGCCAAAGACAUUCUCACGACAGCCAGAAAACUCAAUGAUGCACAAUAACAGUUUACUUUUUCUUUUCACUUCUUGCACUGGAGUGUCAAGACCAAGUUCAUGAACUUUUGACAUGCUGUUAACAUGGAUGAACUGUACACUCAACCAUGUGCUUUAUAGCCAAGUCUCCAGAGCUUAAAUGCUAAGUAGUGUUUGAAUGAAUAUACCAGUAUAACUAGAAACUGCCAGUAUACCUCAGAGCCUUUGUUUAAAACCAUAAGACAAAAUGAUUUUCUCAGCUGCUGCAUCAUACAAGACACUGACAUUUUGUACCGUCUUGACUGCCAUUAUCUUCUCUCAGGCAGACUUUUAGAAAAAAACAAAUAUCAUACUGAUGGUUUUCAGUUUGUUAUAUAUAUAUAUAUAUAUUUUUUUUUUACAGUCGUCAGUGAUUUUAAUAUAUGUGAGGAUUGCUCCUUUAUCUACUUCUCACAAACUGUGAUGUACUGGAUAUGUGACAUAUUCUGUGUUCCAACAAUAUCUAGUGCAUUUGCUCAUAUCACUGUGGAACUGUACAAAACAGGCAUAUCACAAUACUGGGGUGCUAUGAAGACAUUUAAGUGAAUUUAUGAAUAUUUGGGUUUCACAACUUAAACAUGCAAAAUUCUUAAUACUAAAUCAGCAGUCUAAAUAGUUUCUAUUAGCUAUUUGUGUAAUCAAUAUACCAAUUUUUACGUUCUGAAUCAGCAUAUUUAUAAAAUUGUUCUUGGUUAAAGAUUAAAAUAAACUUAAAAAAACUCA